GCAGCGUGAAGAGUUCAAACGCGGGAAGAUGACUCUGUAGACACACACAAACGCAGUGCGGUUCCAUAAACAAUAGAACAGAAAGGCCAAAAAUACCAUACAAAAAUCAUACGCUGCGCAACCUAGAGACCCGACCUUGCAACACACUGAACUCCCAUUGAAGAACUCAAGACAUCAUGCAGGAUCCAUCCCCAGAUUCUGAGCGUUCCCAUCUCUCCUCGUUCACUAUGAAGUUGAAGGGCAAGUUUCAUUCACCAAAAAUAAAGAGAACCCCUUCAAAGAAAGGAAAGCAAGCUGACCUGACAGUGAAAACACCAGAGAAGUCAGCGAACAAAAAUGUAUCAUGGCUAGAGGAGAAGGAGAAGGAGGUCGUCAGUGCGUUGCGCUACUUUAAGACUAUUGUGGACAAAAUGGCAAUUGAUAAGAAAGUAUUAGAGAUGCUGCCAGGCUCAGCAAGUAAAGUGCUGGAAGCCAUCCUGCCCUUGGUGCAAACCGAUCCACGCAUCCAGCAAAGUUCUGCCAUCUCGUCCUGCUAUAGCCGUGUGUACCAGAGUCUGGCCAAUCUAAUUCGCUGGUCUGAUCAAGUGAUGCUGGAAGGUGUGAAUUCAGAAGACAAGGAGAUGGUGACAACAGUGAAGGGUGUCAUAAAAGCUGUUCUGGAUGGAGUCAAGGAGCUGGUCAGACUCACGAUUGAGAAGCAGGAGCAUCCCUCUCCCACAAGCCCAGUUAAACCCAGUUUACCAGCAUGUAACUCUGACAGCCCAUCAGAACUUCCCCUUACAGACCGAGAAAUGGAGAUUCUCAACAAAACAACUAAUAUGACUCAAUCCAACGAGCUACUGACUGACUCCAUGGAUGAAGAAGUUGCACCUCCUAAACCCCCUCUGCCUAGCAUUCGUGUGGCAGAAAACAGCCCUCCACCAGCAUUGCCCCCUAAAAAACGGCAGUCGGCACCUUCCCCAACCAGAGUGGCAGUUGUGGCCCCCAUGAGUCGAGCCACCAGUGGGUCCAGUUUACCUGUUGGAAUCAACAGACAGGAUUUUGAUGUUGACUGCUAUGCCCAGAGAAGGUUGUCGGGUGGAAGCCACUCCUAUGGGGGGGAAUCUCCUCGCCUCUCGCCGUGCAGUAGCAUCGGCAAACUCAGCAAGUCUGACGAGCAGCUCUCUUCUCUGGACCGCGACAGUGGUCAGUGCUCCCGCAACACAAGCUGUGAAACGUUAGAUCAAUCAGAUCACUAUGAUCCGGACUAUGAAUUCCUGCAGCAGGACCUCUCCAAUGCUGAUCAACCUCAGCAGGUGCCAGGUAUCCUCAGCCCAUUGCCAGAGUCCUUGGGUGAGUCUGGCUCCCCUUUCCAUGGACAUGCUUUCCAGCUCCUGCAGGGCAGCUCUCCUCCACUGGAAUUCUGCAGCCUCUCGGGAGCAGCACAGCCAACAGAGACUCCUCCAGCUUUACCAGAAAAGAAGAGGAGGAGCGCAGCCUCUCAGACUUCAGAUAACUCAGGCUGCAGGGUGUCCUAUGAGAGGCACCCUUCCCAAUACGAUAACAUCUCGGAGGAUGACAUGCAGAAUGCAGCGUCUGUCCCAUCAGUCCCCUUCACACCAUUUGCUGCUGUUUUGCCUUUCCAGCAAGGAAACUCUUCAGCACCAGUUGAAUUCAUUGCUGACUUUGCUGCUCCAGAUUCUAACAGUGACCCAGAAAAGCCACCACCUCUGCCAGAGAAGAAAAACAAACACAUGAUGGCCUAUAUGCAGUUUGUGGAAGACUACUCAGAGCCACAGCCGUCCAUGUUCUACCAGACCCCUCAGAACGAGCACAUCUACCAGCAGAAGAACAAGCACCUCAUGGAAGUCUAUGGGUUCAAUGACUCCUUUAUCAGCUUAGACCCCUCUCAAGAUCUGGCACCUCCUCCUGCUCUCCCACCGAAACAGCGGCAGCUGCAGGCCUCCUAUGCUGCCUCUUCUUUCUCUUCUGUCUCCUACUGUGUCCAGCAAACUAAAGUGCCCUUCACCCCCGAGGACACCGGUGCCACUCAGGGCCUCACUAUGUCAGUCUCUAACUCCUUUCUCAACCGGCACAGCUCCUUUCCUGUGCAUUCGUACAAAUCUGUGUUUAGGUCCUACUCCCAGGACUUUGUGCCUCACAACCAAGUCUCCAUACCUCCUUUCCUCUCUUCUACCUCCUCCUCCUGCUCCACCCCACCUUUCCCGUCCGUCCAUCCAUCUCAGAGCUCUGACCUAGCGGUGCCUGCCGCAGCCAGCCGGUCACCCAGCACUGUGGAUGUGCCAAACUCCUCUUCUCAGGAGAGCAGCUUUAACGGGAAUGCUCCUGUCUGCCUUCCUUCUGAAACCUCUUUCACUGAUUCUCUCCAGACGCCUUCGAGUGAAAACGCCAGUGAGGAGGCUGGUGAGGGUGAAUACGUCAAUCUGUAUUCCUCUGGCCAGAGCAACGGGGAACUCCCUCGCUCUGAAGGAGAAUCUCCCUCUAUCAAAGACGGCCACUCCAAAGACUCCACUUCGAACAGCAGUGCCAUGGGGAAGGAGGGCAAAGAUGGUGCUGAAAGGCAGCAGCAGUCACCAGAUGCUUUGGAAUCGUCACAGUUGGGGGAAGAGGUAGAUGAGCUAUCCCUUAUUGACCACAGUGAAAUUAUGGCUAGGUUAACACUGAAGCAAGAGGGAGAUGAUGGGCCAGAUGUUCGCGGUGGAUCCGGAGAUAUUUUGUUAGUGCACGCAACAGAGACCGACAGGAAAGAUUUGGUGCUGUACUGUGAAGCCUUUCUGACUACGUACAGGACAUUUAUUACCCCUGAAGAGCUCAUCAAGAAGCUGCAGUACAGAUAUGAGAAGUUUUGCCACUUCCCAGACACGUUUAAGAAGCGAGUCAGUAAGAACACCUUCUUCGUGCUGGUCAGAGUGGUGGAUGAGCUGUGCUUAGUGGAGCUGACGGAGGAAAUUCUCAAGCUGCUGAUGGACCUGGUCUUCCGACUGGUCUGCAACGGAGAGCUGAGCCUCGCCAGAGUGUUACGCAAGAAUAUCCUUGAUAAAGUGGAUCAGAAGAAAAUGCUGAGCUACGCCAAUUCCAUCAAACCUCUUGCAGCCCGUGGGGUGGCAGCCAGGCCAGGGACCCUGCAUGAUUUCCACAGUCAUGAAAUAGCCGAGCAGCUGACCCUCCUAGACGCCGAACUCUUCUAUAAAAUUGAGAUCCCAGAAGUUUUGCUUUGGGCAAAGGAGCAAAAUGAAGAGAAGAGCCCCAACCUGACCCAGUUCACAGAGCACUUUAAUAACAUGUCCUACUGGGUCCGUUCAAUAAUUAUGCUACAAGAGAAGGCCCAAGACCGAGAGAGGCUACUCCUUAAAUUUAUAAAGAUUAUGAAGCACUUACGGAAGCUGAAUAAUUUUAAUUCCUAUCUGGCCAUUCUUUCUGCACUGGAUUCUGCACCCAUCCGAAGGCUGGAGUGGCAGAAACAAACCUCAGAGGGCCUGGCUGAGUACUGCACGCUGAUCGACAGUUCCUCGUCCUUCCGCGCCUACCGAGCAGCUCUUGCUGAUGUGGAGCCUCCCUGCAUACCUUACCUAGGCCUGAUUCUGCAGGACCUGACCUUUGUUCAUCUGGGAAACCCUGAUUACAUUGACAGCAAAGUGAACUUUUCCAAACGCUGGCAGCAGUUUAACAUCCUGGACAGCAUGAGGUGCUUCCAACAAGUACAUUACGACAUCAAAAGAAAUGACGACAUAGUGUCAUUCUUCAACGAUUUCAGCGACCACCUGGCUGAGGAGGCCUUGUGGGAACUGUCCCUCAAAAUCAAACCUCGGAACAUUACGAGGCGGAAAACAGACCGAGAAGAGAAAACCUAG
Molecule: messenger RNA, 3851 nt
Organism: Nipponia nippon (crested ibis)
Lineage: Eukaryota; Metazoa; Chordata; Aves; Pelecaniformes; Threskiornithidae
Source: RefSeq, a predicted model, not a curated record